Messenger RNA from Cimex lectularius (bed bug), 4705 nucleotides. Its product is annotated as kinesin-like protein K39. The record is from RefSeq and is a predicted model, not a curated record. Gene Ontology annotation, biological process: microtubule-based movement. Gene Ontology annotation, molecular function: ATP binding; microtubule binding; microtubule motor activity. The transcript is spliced from 18 exons. Bases 151 to 4671 code for a protein of 1506 amino acids. Lineage: Eukaryota; Metazoa; Arthropoda; Insecta; Hemiptera; Cimicidae.
CCUGCGUCCCCCGUUCGACUGUUCAAAGGCGACCGUUAAAAGGACGGCAACUGUCGAAGACCGUUUUAUCUGGGCCGACUGGAAGGAAAAAAGGAAAAACUUCACAGACGGAAUGUCAUCACAAUUCUGAUAGGAACACCAAAUAAAACAAUGAACGGUUUUGGCAACUCCAUUUUCCAAAAAGGCCAGGGAAACGCGGCCUCGGCGAACGGGGGCAGGACUCCAAUAUCAAUGUCCAAAACGAAGUUGACGCCCAGAAGUGUUUCAAACUACAAAGUAUCCACGCCAAAAAGCACUCCUAUCAAGGAUGAAAACACUAAACCUCUUUUUACGCCUAAGUGUGAAACACCGCUUUCCCAUCACAACAGAAUUAACAGAGGAAAACAUGGAAAUUCUGGCAAAAAAGUUAAUAGUGAGCCGAUCAAAACGGACAAAACCCCAUUUACGACCUACAACUCAAAAUCUGUAAACUCUCCAAGCUCGCAAAAAACAGUAACUACCUACAGUUCUGUCCAUACAACUCCUGGAAAAAGGGAUAAAUUCUUAGUUGAAUUUAACGAUGACAUACUUAUAACACCAAAGCACCUUUUCACUGAUAAUGGCGGGGCAACAGUUUCGGUAACGUCGACAUCAACAGUUUGCAUUGAAACACCAAUGUCGAGGAAAAAAGGAGCUUCACCUUUUAGUAGUCCGUUGAACAGAUCCCUGUCAACGAGCUCUAUAGUCAGGAGUUCAAAGUCUGAGUCUGCAAGCUCGAAUCUUAAGAGAUGUCAGUCAGAAGCCCAACUCUCAGUAGACACUUCACCGAACUCAGAGGCUUCCACCAACCCUGGCUGUAAGGAAGGGGAGAGCAGCAGGGUCACCGUGGGUGUUAGAGUCAGGCCAUUACACCAAAGAGAACAUGGAAAUGCAGUUUUUGUUAAGGGGCGGGAAGUGCGUAUAGCCAGUGAUAUGGGGGCAGUUCAUCGGUUCACUUAUGAUAACUGCUUUCCUUCGUCUGGUCCAGAAGCUGCUUCUCAAGAACAAGUUUAUGAAACUCUUGUAAAACCGUUGGUUGACAAUGCUUUUGAUGGUUAUAAUGCUUCCUUAUUUGCAUAUGGUCAGACAGGCUCAGGGAAAACAUACAGCAUGAUGGGUUCACUUGAAGGACAAAUGACCAUCACUGAAGAAACUGGUAUUAUUCCAAGAUUUUGCAAAGAACUCAUUUCAAGAAUUUCAGCCCUCGAUGAAAAUGGUUCUGGAGACACAAACAAACCGACUGUCACUUCAAAUAUUGAAAUUUCCUAUUUAGAAGUGUACAAUGAAAAGAUCCACGACUUACUCGUCCCAGGAUCCAAUGCAUUAAAAGUGCGAGAACACCCUGUGUUCGGCCCUUAUGUUGUCGACUUGACUAAAAAGUCAAUUGCUUCAUUUUCUGAAUUUCAGCAUUGGCUCGAUGUUGGAAAUAAAAAGAGAGCAACUGCUGCUACUGAAAUGAACGAUAAAAGUUCAAGAUCUCAUUCUAUUUUUACUGUGAUAUUAACACAAACUUUUGUACAGGUUGGGGAAGGAGGAAAUUGGAGCCAUGACCACACUAGACGGAGUCAAAUUAAUUUAGUGGAUCUUGCUGGAAGUGAACGGAUAGCACAUACUUCAGUGUCAUCUGAUAGAUUAAGGGAAGGAGUUAGUAUCAAUCGAUCACUUUUAACGUUGGGAAAAGUGAUAACUGCUUUGGUCGAUAAAAGAUCUUUCGUGCCUUACAGGGAAUCUGUACUGACUUGGCUUUUAAAGGACAGUCUUGGAGGUAAUUCCCGUACGACUAUGCUUGCUACAAUCAGCCCAUGUAGUUCGCACAUUGAAGAGUCCCUCGCAACUCUUAGGUAUGCCAGCCAGGCGAGGUCAAUCGUGAACACCGUCCGGAUUAAUGAAGCACCUCAAGAUAAAAUUAUAAGGGAAUUGAAAGCAGAAGUUGAACGGCUGAAGGAAAUACAGAAUGAAUUUGAACGCUCACAAUCGAUUAUAGUGACACCCCAGCACGAUAACGAGUUGAAGAGCAUUGAAUCAAAACUGCUGAAAACUAAGGAGGAAUUAGAACACUCAAAGAAAUUGCUCGAGGAGACAUCAAAACAGUUGAAUGAUUGUGCUGUGCUAAUUAAAAAUCACGAAACGGAAAAACUCGAGUUGGCGGAAAAAAUUAAAAUUUUAGACACUGAAAAAGGUGAAAUAGAAAAUAAAGCGAAAGAAUAUUUAGAUAAUUAUACGACCUUGGCCGAAAAAGUCGAGUCAGAAAAAUUAGAAAAAAGACUCUUUCUUUCUUCUGCAGAAGAUGAGAUGCGAAAACUGUUGAAUGACUACAACACUUUGAAAAACGAGUGCGACUUAGUUAAAGAGGAACGUAAACAAGCAGUCCAGCUUGUAGAAACACAGAAAUCUGAGAAAGAUGUGUUAAUAACAAAAUAUACCGAGCUAGAAGAGAAAUUGAAAAAUGCUGAUGAGGCAGCUGCAUCGUUAAAAAGUAAACUAAAAGUUGUAGAAUCUGAACUAGAGCAAUUGCAUGAUAUAAAUAAUCAAUUGGUAAAUGAGCAAACAGAUAUGAUGGAUAGAUUAAAAACUUGCAUUGAGAACAAUGAAGCUUUGACUUUAAAAUGUGAGGCUUUAGAAAAUAAAAAUAAAUUGUUAGAAGAUGACAAAAUCAAAGUGUUGGAUGAACACACGGCACUGAUAAACGAAUUAACCAUCCUCAAAGCUGAUCAUGCGCAUGUCAUCUCAGAACUGAAAAGUAAAAACUCUGAAAUUUCACAGUUGAGAUCAGAGUUGGAAAAAUUCAAAGGGAAACUUAUAAUGACAAAUCAGUUGGAAACUGAAGUUAAAAACAUGAAACAUACAAAUUCAAAGUUACAAAAACAACUAAAAAAUGUUGAGGUAGAAUUGGAAUCUUUGCAUGAAAAAAAUGACAAAUUACAUUUGGAAAGAGAUAAUCUGGAUUGUAAAUUACAGGAAUAUUCAAAGAUUAGCAAUGACCUUCUCGCAAAAUUAGAGUUUGAAGUUGUAGAAAAGCAAACAUUGAAUGAAGAAAUAAAAAAAAUGGCGGACGAACAUGCAGACCUCAAACUGGAAUUGGACACAUUGAAAAGCAUCAAUUCUCAACAUGUUGAUGUGUUGGAAAAUGGAAUCGCUGAAAAUAAUAAACUAAAGUCAGAGUAUGAAUUGUUAAAAGAAAAGUUUGAAACUGCUUCCCUUCUUGAAGGUGAAGUUUCAAACUUGAAACAAUCGUCCUCGAGCUUGAAAAAGCAGCUAAAGAAAAUUGAAAAUGAAUUAAUAUCAGCACAAGAGAAAAAUGCCAAGAUAACAGCAGAAAACAGCAAGCUUCAAAAAGAGUUGGAAAAAACUAUUGAAAAAAAUUCUCAGCUAUCCUCAGACCUUGAUGCGAAGAAAGUAGAAAAGAAGGCGUUGGAAGAGAAGGUGAAUCUAACCACAGAUGAAUGUAAACUUCUUGCUCAUGAGCUGAAUGUUUUAAAGAAAAGUUUGACCAAGUUGGAAACGGAUCUCGAGGCAAAGGAAAACGAAAUCAAGAGGCUCAAAAUUAGUGACAAGGCCACUGAAUGUGAGCUUAUAAAAAAUCUGGAGGCUUCACAGGAAAUUAUGCAAAGUCAAAUCCGUAUCCUUGAAAAAAAGCUACUGAAUGAAGAAAGUGAAAAAUUGAAGUUUGAAAAAGAGCGAGAUGAAGCUUAUUUAAAGCUGAAAGGCAAUGAAGACAUUUGCGACAAUUUGCAAAAAGACUUAGAAAUAAUGACUGCCCAAAUUUCAUCGCUCGAGGCACAACUAAAAACCUCACAGCAUACCCAGCAGGUGGUAAUGGAAGAAAAGCUCACAUUGGCGAAGGCUAUGGAGAAACAAUGCCUGGAUGGAUCUUCUUCACAAGAUUACAAAACAGCCUUGUCAGAGAAUGCCAAGCUAAAGAGAGAUUUGAACAUCAACGGACAGAGACUACAGAAAAAAGUGAAAAAAAUCGAGAUGCUCAAUGAGCGAGUCUGCAAAUUAGAAGAUAUCAUGAAACUAAUUCUCGAGGAGAAAAUAAGUUUCAAGAACCAAAAGGAAUUGCUAGAAAAAGCACUUAUCAAAAAAGAUGUCGAUGCAUACGAAUUCUUAAUGAACAUUUCAUUUCCACACCAUCUACAGCACCUGACUCGGAAGGCAAGACACUUUGCUGAAUUAUAUCGUAUACCAUAUGAUUUUAAAAUAUUGGAGAACAGUUCAGUAGAAAUUAAACACCUUUUACUGAGCGCCAAAGCCACCCUACACCACGGACAAUUUCAUGACUGGGUCGACAAAGUUGAAAAAGAGUCAUCCUGGCAAAAGAACUUUGACGUCGAUAUACCGUGGGAAGUUGAUUUUGGAGAUUACUACGAAAGGGAAAAUGACGUUCCAAAAACAUUGUUAGACAUUGAAGAGUCGGUCGAGGCGGACCGAGCCCUCCGCCUAGGGACCAAGAAGACAAGGCAUGGGUUUUUAGACCCGAUUGAAUGGAGAAGAAUGCUCGUUAAGAGGCAUGUGCAAGGAAUUAAAGAAGAUUCUGAUGUGCUUAUGAAGUAUUUCCCUGACUCUGAAGACUCGAGGGUUUACUCCAUUUUAAGCCGCAUUCAAGCUUCUGUUAUCCGACUUCAAGAAAUAACUAGAAAUGUCAUAAAAUGACAAUUUAAUAUAUGUAUAUAAUUUUAUACGCUGA